AUGGCGGAAGACUGGAUGGAAUUAAAGGUGGAUGCGGAAAAGAACGUUAUGAUAAAAGUAGCACGGGCUGCUCGAAUGAUUAUAAUUUGUGGAUACAUUUUAAUGGUAUCGGCCUUCACAGCUAUUAUUGUUCUUCCUUGUUUCGGUCUACCAUUCAGACGUUUAACGAAUCUCACGGAUCAGAAAAAACCGCUACCGCUUCAAACGUAUUAUUUCUACAAUACAGAUGAAAGCCCGCAAUUUGAACUGACACUUGUCGCACAAGCUGUUACAAUUCUUUUAUCCGCUGUAAUUUAUACGUCAGUAGAUGGUUUCCUUGGACUCACAAUCCUGCAUAUUUGCGGCCAGUUGGAGAACUUCAAACGACGACUUGCUAAUUUAAUCUCGUACAAAGAUUAUGAUAACACUUUACGGAUCAACGUGGAGGCCCAUUUGAAAAUUAUUAG
Molecule: messenger RNA, 446 nt
Organism: Dinoponera quadriceps
Lineage: Eukaryota; Metazoa; Arthropoda; Insecta; Hymenoptera; Formicidae
Exons: 1
Biological process (GO): sensory perception of smell
Cellular component (GO): membrane
Molecular function (GO): olfactory receptor activity; odorant binding
Source: RefSeq, a predicted model, not a curated record